Saccostrea echinata is the source of this 1042-nucleotide messenger RNA. Its product is annotated as ADP-ribosylation factor-like protein 1. Gene Ontology annotation, molecular function: GTPase activity; GTP binding. Lineage: Eukaryota; Metazoa; Mollusca; Bivalvia; Ostreida; Ostreidae. Gene Ontology annotation, biological process: vesicle-mediated transport; intracellular protein transport. The coding region runs from base 64 to 606 and encodes 180 amino acids. Gene Ontology annotation, cellular component: cytoplasm; Golgi apparatus. The transcript has 6 exons. The record is from RefSeq and is a predicted model, not a curated record.
GCGCAGAAAUUGUGUACACGUUUGACAGAUACAACCAUACAUCAUACGAUCAUCUUCUUUGAAAUGGGUGGUAUAUGGAGUUACUUUUCUGGACUAUUUGGAUCAAGAGAGAGGAGGAUUCUGAUUUUGGGGUUGGAUGGUGCAGGAAAAACUACUAUUCUAUACAAAUUACAAGUGGGAGAAGUUGUCACUACAAUUCCAACUAUUGGAUUUAAUGUGGAGACAGUACAGUACAAGAACUUGAAAUUCCAGGUCUGGGAUCUGGGAGGACAAACAAGUAUUAGGCCAUAUUGGAGAUGUUAUUAUUCCAAUACAGAUGCUAUCAUAUAUGUAGUAGACAGCAUGGAUAGAGAAAGAAUGGGAAUAUCCAAACAAGAAUUAUUUUCAAUGUUAGAGGAAGAUGAGUUAAAGAAAGCUGUCUUAGUAAUAUUUGCUAACAAACAAGACAUUGAAGGAGCCAUGACACCCAGCGAGGUAGCUAGUGCAUUAGGCCUGACUUCAAUUACAACACAUAAAUACCAAAUCUUCAAAACAUCAGCCAUUAAAGGCACAGGACUAGACGAGGCUAUGGAAUGGCUUGCAAAUACUCUAACUCAGCAGAAAUAAAUUAAAAAAAAAAAUGAAGAAUUCCAAGGAUAGAAGAUGUCCUCCAAAAAUUGACUGAAGUGGAAAAAAAGUUUCACAUCUCUUGCAACAUGAACAACAAACCGUGCAACAUUAUCUCUGUGGGUUUUUAAUGCAGAUUGUAUAUUUCUGUGCUAUGUAUUGUUAUAUGACAAUAUUGUGGAAUGACAGUGAUUCAGUGACCAAGCAGCAUCAAGCCUAAAUGUUCAGUGGUAUCCUUUCCAUGUUGCUGCAAGAUGUGUGGGGGAUUUCUGGUUUGUAGUAAACAUUACACUGUGAAUUAUAUUUUAUGUUACAUUUUUCAUAUUUAUUUGUGUGGAUGUUGAAUGAAUGGAAAUUACCAUGAAUGGAAAUGCAUUAUUGUCAUAUUUUUUUCAAUAAACUUAAACCUAGCAUAUUUAAGAAUUAUGUACAUGGA